This is a messenger RNA of Tripterygium wilfordii, 2094 nucleotides long. RefSeq lists its product as uncharacterized. The transcript has 2 exons. NCBI's taxonomy places the organism in Eukaryota, Viridiplantae, Streptophyta, Magnoliopsida, Celastrales, Celastraceae. The record is from RefSeq and is a predicted model, not a curated record. Bases 241 to 1875 code for a protein of 544 amino acids.
AUUAUUGGGCGAAGUUGUCUGGUAUUUCCUCUUUGGUAUUGAUGGAUCCGAUCUUUGAAGACCACGACUACAACAAGUGAAACAAAUACAGACACUGUGCAGUGCAGACCCUUUCACCCAUCUCCAUCGAGUCUUCUCAACCCUCUUCACACCCAACUCUGCUUGCUCAUUUCACUGCAUAAAAAAGCUUUGCUUGCCUCUUCAGGGAGAGGUAAAGUUGGGGAUUUCGAUAAAACAAUCAUGUUGAAGCGGUCACCUGGUAGAACCCAAAGACCAAAAGGCAUCAAGAUAAAACAUGUUCUGCAGAUUCUGUUCUUGCUUGGUGUCUGCUUCUGGUUGAUCUACCAAAUCAAGCACUCCCAUGAUAAGAAGGAGGAAUAUGAUGAAAAGGAAUCAAAGGUUUCUGUUGGAACUCAAACUGGUGUCGAGAAUUUUAAACUAGGCAGGAAGGACUUACCUCGUGAGGAAGUGACUAGGAGUGAGAAGCCUGAUGAAGAGGAGGAAGAAGAAAGCAGAGGAGACGAUGAAGAAAUAAAGCAUGUGGAAGAAGAGCAAGAAGAGAACAGACAUGAAGAGGAAAACAAGCAUAAGGAAUUAAAGCAUGAAGAGGAUGAACAAGAAGAGCUAGAUAACAAAGGAGUAGCAGUAGAAGAUGAGGGGAAUGGAGGUGGAGAGGAUGAGAUUAAUGAGCGUGAUCAAGAGAAAAUUGAAGAAACGGAGCAUGAUGAUGAGUUCAUGGAUGAAGAAAAAGAAAGGGCAAAUGGAGUUGAUGAGGAGGGUAGAGGUAGGGAAGGUGAAGACAAAGAGCGGGAAAAUGGAGAUGAUGAGGAGGGUGGAGGUAGGGAAGGUGAAGACAAAGAGCGAGACAUAGAGAAUGAGAAUUCAUCAGAUGAUCAGGACCUUGAUGGAGGCAAUCUGAAUAAUCAUGAAGCCCGAGAGGAGCAUUACAAGGCAGAUGAUGCUUCCAGUGCAGUGUCUCAUGAUAUCCAGACAAUGGGCAGCGAAUCUCAGAAAGGAACUUUGGAAGAUCAAAAACAGAACUCAGAAAGAGAAGUUUUGCAACAGGAGAAUCAAUCCAAUAACAUGAUCAAAGAUACUGAUGUUCACGAAAAUAGCAGGUUAACAGUGGGAGAAGGUGAUAAAGCUGUCAAUGGUACCUCUUUGGUUUUGGAAUCUAGUGUAAGGAAGGAUGAUGAGAGCAGUACAACUGAGAGAGGGGAUAACUCGGUUUCAAAUUCAACACUGAUAUCCACAUCCGAUAAUCAACCAGUGGGAGGCAAUACCUCAUUAGAAAUGAGUACAGAAGCUAGCAAAAAUUCAGGUUCUAGUGUGGACUCUUCUGGUUCGGCAAUGCAAAUAACAGAGACAAUGAACUUAACUCAGGCACAGAAUGCAACUAGUGGCAAUGUAACCAUUGGAGGAGUUUCUAACUUGCAAACAGUUGAACUGGAACAGGCCAAUAACUCUACCAGCAUUUCUGAUAGGAAGCAAUCUGAUUCAACAGUCCCCACUGGGAUUGAAAAUGCAGAUGCAACUGCCUCCAACUCUAGUAAUUGGGAAUCUAAUAUACCGGAUGACAUCGUUACUGAAACAACGACUGGCUCGGAGAUCAACUCUGGGUCUUCAUUGACAACAAAAGAGAACCCUGAUGCAAGUCAAAAUGAGAAGUUGGACCCCAACAAUGAACCAGGUGGAAUUGACGAAGACUCUGGCCCUUCAGCUGUAAAUGGGACUGCAGAUGCUAUUCAACAUGAGACCAUUGAUUCUUCUGAUUCUUUGCUUGUCCAAGAUAUUAAGGACACACGCUUAGAUUUGGACACAUUGCCGGAUAUUACGACAAGAGAAAAUAACAUUGAAGAUGCUGCAGCAGAAUGAGAAUCCUGGUGGAAAGUACCGGCUGGGUUCUGAAGGGAGCAAAAGUUUUUUUCUGAUAUAUAUUUUGCCACUUUAUUUUUCUACCCCUGCCAUAGGUCGUUAAACGGUUUAGCGGGGAAAAGGUAGUCAUGUUAAUGAAGGUUAAAUUUGUAUUAGCUAAUGUAAACUUUCCCUUCGUGUUUUUGUAUAUUUUUAUCUCAACAUUAUCUGCCUUUUAUU